AUGAACGCACAGCUUUCGUCUGCCCUUGAUGGGCUGGAAAGCAAACUCAACUUCCUCUUGACCUCUCUGACUACGCCCGCCGCUGUGGGAGCCCCCGCUGCGGCCAUUGCGCUGCUUGAAGCUGACGAUGUUGUCUCUUCUGCCCUUGACACUCUACGUACCCACCAAGCCAACUAUGCCAAAAUACUCCAUCUACGCUCCGAGGCACAAAUUUUGGAAGAUCGUAUAAAAACCAUUGUGCGAGAUAUCUCUGGGGCAGGCAAGGAGAUCGCGGAGGCUACCGGCGAGAAUGAAGAUGAGGACUACGACAACUCUACGGACGAUGAAUCGGGGACGGAUACGGAGAGUGAGAAUGACGAGGCGAUUGCGCAGAAACUAAACAAAGGCGGCCGAAAGAAAGAAGUGGAUUAUAAACUGCUUCUGGAGUUCGCGCGAAGAAUUAGUAAAUACAACAAGCAAGCCGCGGCCGAUGCAACCCUUGGAGUUUUGGAAACGACAGGUUCAACGAAGCAACUCCAAGAGAAGCAGACUGAAGAUACGAAAAUGACUGAUGCCGACGGUCUGGACACAAGACAAGAGGGCGAUACUGCAGAAGUGACCGUGGGUGCUGUGACAAAGGAAGCGACAAGCUGGCUUGAUGAAUCAGCUGACGCAGAUCGGCAAUUCUUCAUGAUUCCCUAUCCGAACGAGGAUCGUAUACGGAUGGGAUUGAUGGGACAGUUGCAGCUGGCUGCCUUGGAUGGAAAUAUCGACCCAGAGAAGGAGGCGGAGCGUAUGGUACAGGAAGCAGAAGGUACUGGUGUCGCCGGUGCCAUACCAAAUGCCCAGGUUCCUGGUAUAUCUCAGAGUCUUGCUGAUGAGGCUGGGAAGGCAGCUAUUCAUGCUGGAUCACAAGCCAUGGAUAAAGCACUAGCAUCUGCGGCGAAAGUUGCUGUGCCGGCUUCUCAGCCUAAAUCGAUGCUGGACUUGGAUUUGUAUGAUCCUGAAGAUGAUGACUAA
Messenger RNA from Talaromyces atroroseus, 999 nucleotides. RefSeq lists its product as hypothetical. The record is from RefSeq and is a predicted model, not a curated record. Lineage: Eukaryota; Fungi; Ascomycota; Eurotiomycetes; Eurotiales; Trichocomaceae. Gene Ontology annotation, cellular component: mediator complex; core mediator complex. The coding region runs from base 1 to 999 and encodes 332 amino acids. Gene Ontology annotation, molecular function: transcription coregulator activity. Gene Ontology annotation, biological process: regulation of transcription by RNA polymerase II. The transcript has a single exon.